AAAAUUGUCAAGAAUAAGUCAACCUUUGCGUUGACCGCUUUUAACAAGUCAACCUUCAUUUAUUCCAGUAGCAAGUAAAGCUUGUACAUGAAUUAGCUUUUAACAAGUUUUUUUACUUAUGACCUGAACAACCCCUACAAUUUUGUUCAGUUUUAACAGGUGUGUAUUCUAGAACUCAUUAAAUUGUUCUCUAGAACAUAUUUGCACUGCUUGAAUUUUAUAAAAGUUCCGUGAGAAACUUAAAACUGAACAAAAUUGUAGGGGUUGUUCAGGUCAUAAGUAAAAAAACUCGUUAAAAGUUAAUUCAUGUACAAGCUUUACUUGCUACUGGAAUAAAUGAAGGUUGACUUGUCAAAAGCGGUCAACGCAAAGGUUGACUUAUUCUUGACAAUUUUUCCUUUUUUUUUUCCACUCUACCUUUCUUAUAACCAAAAACUGUAUUGGAGUCGAUGAAAAAAAAAAAAGUGUUGCGAAUAUAAAAAAAAACAAAAGAAAGUGUAAAGUUUAUAUUAUUUAGGCCCAAUAUGAAGGGACAGCCCAUGUAUAAUAUCCAAUAAUAAAAGUGCCACAUUUAACUAAGACCUUCACUCCCGCCAAACCACCAUCUAUAUCGCUCAAUUCUCAAACAGCUUUUUUCCGUGGUACAAAAGUUGAAGCCUCCCAAGUGUUUGAUAAAAGGUCUCACUGAAAAACAAAAUAAACAUGAGACUUCCCCAACCAUUUCUUGCUGCCAUUAAAGCUGGAGCUACUGUUGGUGGUGGACUUAUCAUUCUCUCACUCGCCGCUUCUUCUACCAUCAAGGUCCUUCAAUUUGCCACUGAAGCAAAAAGGCAUACAACGGUGUCUCAACUGUUUGGGGAAAGAAUCUUACUGAUGCUGAAAAACGUGAGUGAUGCAAGUGGGAUUGUGUGCUUUCCAGUGUCUAUGUGCUUGCAAGUUAGCUUUAUAUUAAUGGAUUCCAAUGCUCGAAACUUGUAUUGUUGUACAGCUUCAAUGGUAUGUACCAUCUAAAGAUCAAGCUAAGAGUAAAUAUAUCCUGCUAUUGGACUCUAAUUUGCUUGAAUUGCGAAAUGUACAUAUUUGAAUUCUUUUCUUAUUUGGUGAUUUGUAUCUUUGA
Messenger RNA from Beta vulgaris subsp. vulgaris (sugar beet), 1117 nucleotides. RefSeq lists its product as uncharacterized. Lineage: Eukaryota; Viridiplantae; Streptophyta; Magnoliopsida; Caryophyllales; Amaranthaceae. The record is from RefSeq and is a predicted model, not a curated record. The coding region runs from base 703 to 1011 and encodes 102 amino acids. The transcript is spliced from 2 exons.